CGACGGGCUGGGGGGAAGGGUCGGGGGAGGUCGGGAGCGCGUCCGUGAGCCCGGAGCAGCGGCGGUAUCGGUGGCGUCGGGAGCGAGCGGACCCGGGAGCGGCGCGGGUGGUGGAGGAGGAGCCAGGGGCUCGAUUCUCUCACCAUGGCACAGGUAGAGAAACGAGGGGGUUUGCUCCGGAAAUCUUCAGCCUCCAAAAAACCACUGAAGGAAAAAGUGGUGCUGAUGUAUGAUGAGAUCUUCAUGACAGAGGACCCUAGUAAGUGCAGUCCUCGGUUUUGGGAGGAGCUCUUCCUCAUGAAGGUGAAUUUAGAGUACCUAGAAGGCAAGUUGGAAUCUCUUGAUGGUGAGGAGUUAAUGAAGAUCAAGGACAAUAUUAAUUGCUUAUUUCAACACUGCAUCCAGGCUCUGGGAGAGGAACAUCCAAUUCGAGUGGUUAAUGCAUUGCAGACCUUGUGUGCACUCAUUCGAGGAGUCCAUCAAAAGAAUAAAUCUACCUCUGGGUUUGACAUUAUCAACAUGCUGAUGGGCUUUGACAAGGCGGAGCUGUGCAUGAAGAAUCUCAUGGAGAGUUUGGAUUCAUUGCUCUGUGCAGAAGGUUCUGAAAGUCUGAAGAGCUUAUGUCUGAAACUUCUCCUCUGCUUAGUGACAGUGACAGAUAACAUCAGCCAGAACACUAUCUUGGAAUAUGUAAUGAUCAACAGCAUAUUUGAAGCAAUUUUACAGAUACUCUCCCACCCGCCGAGUCGUAGGGAACAUGGGUAUGAUGCUGUUGUCCUCUUGGCUUUGCUAGUGAACUACAGAAAAUAUGAGUCUGUGAAUCCUUAUAUUGUGAAGCUGUCUAUUGUGGAUGAUGAAGCCACCCUCAAUGGAAUGGGGCUUGUGAUUGCUCAAGCUUUAUCUGAGUACAACAGGCAGUAUAAAGACAAGGAAGAAGAACACCAGAGCGGUUUUUUCUCUGCUUUAACAAAUAUGGUGGGCAGCAUGUUCAUAGCAGAUGCCCAUGAGAAAAUCUCAGUACAAACCAAUGAGGCCAUCCUUCUGGCACUUUACGAAGCUGUUCAUUUAAAUCGCAACUUUAUCACAGUGUUAGCCCAGAGUCAUCCAGAAAUGGGCUUGGUGACAACCCCUGUCAGUCCUGCUCCAACAACCCCAGCCACACCACUUGGGACCACACCACCCUCCUCUGAUGUUAUAAGUUCUGUGGAACUCCCACUGGAUGCAGAUGUACAGACCAGUAAUCUACUGAUAACCUUCUUAAAGUAUAGCUCGAUUGUCAUGCAAGACACCAAAGAUGAGCACCGGCUUCACAGUGGCAAACUCUGUCUGAUUAUCCUUACAUGUAUUGCAGAGGAUCAAUAUGCCAAUGCAUUUUUGCAUGAUGACAACAUGAAUUUUCGAGUAAACUUACAUAGAAUGCCUAUGAGACACAGGAAGAAGGCAGCAGACAAGAACCUUCCCUGCCGUCCAUUAGUAUGUGCAGUACUGGACCUGAUGGUGGAGUUUAUUGUAACACACAUGAUGAAGGAGUUUCCUAUGGAUCUCUAUGUGCGCUGCAUUCAGGUAGUACAUAAACUACUUUGCUAUCAGAAGAAGUGUAGAGUACGCCUGCAUUAUACCUGGCGGGAACUCUGGUCAGCGUUGAUAAAUUUGCUGAAGUUCCUUAUGUCAAAUGAGACUGUACUUUUGGCAAAGCACAACAUUUUUACGUUAGCUCUUAUGAUUGUGAACCUAUUUAAUAUGUUUAUCACAUAUGGAGAUACAUUCCUGCCCACCCCCAGCAGUUACGAUGAACUCUACUAUGAGAUUAUUCGCAUGCACCAGAGCUUUGACAACCUCUACUCUAUGGUCCUGAGGCUUUCUACCAAUGCAGGCCAGUGGAAAGAAGCAGCUAGCAAGGUGACUCACGCGUUGGUUAAUAUCAGAGCCAUCAUCAACCACUUUAACCCCAAAAUUGAAUCCUACGCUGCUGUGAAUCACAUAUCCCAACUGUCGGAGGAGCAGGUGCUAGAGGUAGUGCGAGCCAACUAUGACACACUCACACUGAAGCUGCAGGAUGGCCUGGACCAGUAUGAGCGCUACUCGGAGCAGCACAAGGAAGCCGCCUUCUUCAAAGAGCUGGUUCGAUCCAUUAGCACCAACGUCCGGAGGAACCUGGCCUUCCAUACACUCAGCCAGGAAGUCCUGCUCAAGGAAUUCUCCACUAUCUCCUGAAGCUGCCACGCAUACCUGAGCAGCCACUGACUGCCCUUACCCACGAGGCUUCUGGGCUGGAGGGCGGGCCAGGGGCGAGGGCCUGUUCCCAAGGUUGGAGAAAAACACAGACACCAAGUUCUGUCAGUGGAGGCCACACUUCACUGGAGCUUGGACAGCAGGGGCCAGGAUGGGCAAGCCAGGGAUAAUCUUAUUUGGGGAAGGGAUGGGGUGGGCACAGGGAGACACCUUCAGAAAUGUGGGGAUUUCUGGGGGUGGGCUUUCUGGACAAGCCCUCAUAUUUCCAACUGAGAUUACAAGUUAUGGCUACUAACUAAUUGUCAGGAGCUGUUGGGCAAACCUCAGGGUGAUGCCCACAUCCAUGGGGUCAGUGGCUCACCCAAGCUUCUGAAAACAGACUAACUCUCAGAUGUAGGUGGAGCCAGUUCUGCUUUGAGCCUGGGGCUGAGCCGGCCCUGAAAUCUGUGUCCCAUGCCCCCACCGGCACUUUGUCCAGUCAUUGGGACCCUUAGCUCAGGCCUUGAGUGGGGUAGUUAUGGGGUACCUUCUUUCUAUUUUCUGAAUCCAGAGCUGACUCCUCUGCUGUCUGGCCACCACUUUCUGCAUUUGAUUCUUGGCACCAGGAGUACCUGUGAGUGUUCCCCUGCCUUCCAGCCCAUUGACUCUUCAGCACCACAGGGUCACAAUCUUAGCUUUUCAUUUUCAAUCUGGUUUAAACUGUCUUUAGGGUAUGUGUGUGAAAUAAACAUUGACAGGUUUUCUGAA
Messenger RNA from Cervus elaphus (red deer), 2979 nucleotides. RefSeq names its product armadillo like helical domain containing 3 (gene ARMH3). Bases 145 to 2214 code for a protein of 689 amino acids. The transcript has 26 exons. The record is from RefSeq and is a predicted model, not a curated record. Gene Ontology annotation, cellular component: cytosol. Gene Ontology annotation, biological process: regulation of Golgi organization. Lineage: Eukaryota; Metazoa; Chordata; Mammalia; Artiodactyla; Cervidae.